Messenger RNA from Hemibagrus wyckioides, 1192 nucleotides. RefSeq names its product apolipoprotein A-I-2-like. The record is from RefSeq and is a predicted model, not a curated record. Gene Ontology annotation, biological process: lipid transport; lipoprotein metabolic process. The transcript is spliced from 4 exons. Gene Ontology annotation, cellular component: extracellular region. Lineage: Eukaryota; Metazoa; Chordata; Actinopteri; Siluriformes; Bagridae. Gene Ontology annotation, molecular function: lipid binding. Bases 71 to 853 code for a protein of 260 amino acids.
CGUAUAAAAUGGCCACAUCUGCCUCAGGUUCCUCAGUCCCUUCUAGACCUGCAACAUCAACAGAUCUACUAUGAAGUUUGUGGCUCUCGCUCUAGCUCUUCUGCUGGCUGCAGGUUGCCAGGCACGAUUCCUGCAGGCCGACGCUCCAUCUCAGUAUGAGCACAUCAGAGCUGCAGUGGUGGCCUACCUCGGCCAGGCUAAGGAGACAGCACAAAAAGCUAUUGACCAUCUUGAUGAUGCUGAGUUCAAGGAUUACAAGGCACGUCUGAAUCAGGGCCUGGCCAACAUUGAGAAUGUGCUCAAGUCUGCCUCUCAAUCCCUUGCCCCAGUCCGUGAGGGACUCGGACCCCAGAUUGUUGAGGGCCUUUCUGGUGUUCGUGAGAGGGUUUCCCAUGACCUGGAGGAGCUGCGCAAGGAGCUGGAGCCUAAGCGUGAGGAGCUGCGCCAGGUUGUGAAGAAGCAUCUUGAUGAGUACCGUGCCAAGCUGGAACCUGUGCUGAAGGAGUACACUGAGAAGAACCGCAAGCAGGUUGAUGAAUUCAGGGCCAAGUUUGAGCCUGUGAUCAAGGACCUGCAAGAGAAAAUCAAGGUCAAUGUGGAGGAGACCAAGUCCAAGCUGACCCCCAUUGUGGAAACCCUUCGCAACAAGCUGACCAAGGGCCUUGAGGAGCUGAAGCUCACAUUUGGACCCCAUGCCCAGGAGUACAGGGAGCAGAUUGAAGGUAUCUUUACCGAGCUGCGCCAGAAGUAUGAAACUGGGGAGCUGCAGAAGAAGCUCAAUAAUCUGGGUGAGGAGCUCAGACCCCAGCUGAAGGGUAUCUACGACACCAUUGAGAAGGCUUUCAGAGAAUAAACACUUUUAUCCACUGUUAAUUUGCCUACAGUACAUUAUAAAAGGCUUCCAUCUUUGUUUCCCUACAUCCUGUUAUCCUCAGUUAGGACUGUAGGGCCUGCCAUCACACAGGGUCUCUUCAAGACCACUGCACUUUCUAUUCACCACAUGAGUUCAUGCAGAAACUGGACCUUAACUUUCUGACCUAUAACAUGCCAUUCUGUUGAAUCUACUGUAUCAAGCACAUGCCACAUGCUAGAGUAAACAUUUUUGUGUAACAUUCUUAAAUGCUUUAUUUAACAUUUUGCUGUGCUUCACUGUUGUCAAAAACUGCUGAAAGAAUGGUUCAUUAAAAUAAAA